CGCCCAGCCGCGCGGGGCGGAGCUUCUGCCUCCGGGAUGGAGGGCGUCGCGCCGCGCUUCCUACUGGCCCUGCAGACUCAGGGCAGAUCUGAGGCGGCGUGGGCGCGGGUGCGGGAGCAGGACUUGCAGUUAUGGGGACUGACAGGGGUCCAUCUACGCUCCUAUCAGUUAGAGGGAGUCAACUGGCUGGCCCAGCGCUUCCUCGAUCAACAUGGCUGUAUCCUGGGAGAUGAGAUGGGCCUGGGUAAGACCUGCCAGACAAUUGCUCUCUUCCUUUACUUGGUGGGAAGAUUAAAUGAUGAAGGGCCAUUUCUGAUUCUUUGUCCUUUGUCGGUUUUAAGCAACUGGAAAGAAGAGAUGGAAAGAUUUGCUCCAGGCCUUUCCUGUGUAACAUAUGCAGGCAACAAGGAGGAAAGAGCCCACCUUCAGCAAGAUUUAAGCCAGGAUCCGCGUUUUCAUGUGUUGCUAACUACCUAUGAGAUUUGCUUGAAAGAUGCAUCAUUUCUAAAAUCCUUCCCUUGGAAUGUUCUUGUUGUGGAUGAAGCUCACAGGUUGAAAAACCAAAGUUCCUUGCUGCAUAAGACACUUUCAGAGUUCUCAGUAGCUUUCCGUCUCCUGUUGACUGGAACUCCCAUCCAGAACAGCCUCCAAGAACUCUACUCCCUCCUCAGUUUUGUGGAGCCUGAUCUCUUCCCCGAGGAGGAGGUGGAAGAUUUUGUUUACCGUUACCAGGAUAUUGAGAAAGAUUCUGAGUCAGCAAGUGAACUACACAAACUCUUGCAGCCAUUUCUGCUAAGGCGAGUGAAAGCUGAGGUUGCUACAGAGCUUCCUAAGAAGACAGAAGUCGUGAUAUACCAUGGCAUGUCAGAAUUGCAGAAAAAAUACUACAAAGCCAUUUUGAUGAAAGACCUAGAUGCAUUUGAGAAUGAGAUGGCAAAGAAAGUUAAACUUCAGAACAUCUUGUCUCAGCUUCGAAAGUGUGUGGAUCACCCGUAUUUGUUUGAUGGUGUAGAACCGGAGCCUUUCGAAGUUGGAGACCACCUGAUUGAGGCUAGUGGGAAGCUUCAUUUACUGGAUAAGCUUUGGCAGUUUCUUCUUUUCUUUGACAGGGGCCAUCGGGUUUUACUUUUCUCUCAAAUGACCCAGAUGUUGGAUAUUCUACAAGACUAUAUGGAUUACAGAGGCUAUAGCUAUGAGCGUGUGGAUGGUUCUGUGAGAGGAGAAGAGAGACACCUGGCCAUUAAGAACUUCGGACAGCAGCCUAUUUUUAUUUUUCUCCUAAGUACCAGGGCAGGUGGCGUUGGCAUGAACUUAACCGCAGCAGACACUGUUAUUUUUGUUGACAGUGAUUUUAACCCUCAGAAUGACUUGCAGGCAGCUGCCAGGGCUCAUCGAAUUGGCCAAAACAAGUGUGUUAAAGUUAUUCGGCUUAUCGGCCGAGAUACUGUGGAAGAAAUGGUCUAUCGGAAAGCAGCCUCCAAACUGCAGCUCACCAACAUGAUCAUAGAGGGAGGCCACUUCACUCUGGGAGGCCAGAAACCUUCGGCUGACGCUGACCUCCAGUUGAGUGAGAUACUCAAAUUCGGUUUGGAUAAACUGCUGUCCUCUGACGGAAGCACCAUAGAUGAAGUAGACCUGGAGUCCAUCCUGGGAGAAACAAAAGAUGGCCAGUGGGUCUCUGAGGCCUUGCCCGCAGCAGCAGGAGGGAGCAGAGAGCAGGAAGACGGAAAGAACCAUAUGUACUUAUUCGAAGGUAAAGAUUAUUCUAAAGAGACCAGUAAGGAAGACAGAAAAUCAUUCGAACAACUGGUGAAUCUUCAGAAAACCCUUUUGGAGAAAACUAAUCAAGAAGGCCGGUCACUCCGAAAUAAAGGCUGUAUUGUUAUUGCAGGCCUUGAAGGGGGAUCUACCAGAAGGAAACGGAUUUUGAGCCCAGAGGAGCUAGAAGACAGACAGAAGAAAAGACAAGAAGCAGCAGCCAAGAGAAAGAGGCUAAUGGAAGAGAAGAGGAGGAAAAAAGAAGAAGCUGAUCAUAAGAAAAAGAUGGCUUGGUGGGAGUCCAACAAUUACCAGUCCUUCUGCCUGCCCUCUGAGGAGAGCGAGCCCGAGGACCUUGAGGAUGUGGAAGAGGAGAGCUCUGCUGAGCUGGAUCCUGAAGAUCCAGACUCAACCUCCAUCAAGUACAUCAGCGGUGACGUCACCCACCCGCAGGCUGGAGCAGAGGACGCUCUCAUAGUGCACUGUGUAGAUGAUUCUGGCCGCUGGGGCAGAGGUGGUUUAUUCACAGCUCUGGAAACACGAUCGGCUGAGCCAAGAAAAAUUUAUGAGCUGGCUGGGAAAAUGAAAGACUUGCAUUUGGGAGGUGUCCUUUUAUUUCCUAUUGAUGACAAAGAGUCAAGAAACAAAGGACAAGAUUUGUUGGCCUUGAUUGUGGCUCAGCACCGUGAUCGCUCCAAUGUCCUGUCUGGCAUUAAGAUGGCAGCCCUGGAAGAGGGCCUGAAAAAGAUAUUUUUAGCAGCAAAGAAAAAGAAAGCAAGUGUUCAUCUUCCACGCAUCGGACAUGCCACAAAAGGUUUUAACUGGUAUGGUACUGAGCGACUUAUUCGGAAACACUUGGCGGCAAGAGGCAUCCCAACUUAUAUAUACUACUUCCCCAGAAGCAAAGCUGCUGUCCUUCAUUCCCAGUCCUCAUCUUCCUCUUCAGGAUAGCUGGUGCCUUAAUGAUUGGCCUAGCAUCAGAUUCGUCUUCAGCAACCAGCUGACAUUUGCCCAUAACUACUGUGAUAAGAGUAUUUCAGAGAGGAAUCACGUCUCGUGGGCCUCUAGGAUGGUCUGUUUUCUGAGUUCUAAUUUUGUUCCCCUGGAUGUCACUCUGAUUGGUACCUGUAAUACAAGGAUGCACAACCUGUCCGGGAAGGCCUUUGGCUCUAGUUUGCAUAGCUUUUUGCAUAAUAAUAAAUUUUUUAUCUCUUAUA
Molecule: messenger RNA, 2975 nt
Organism: Tupaia belangeri chinensis (Chinese tree shrew)
Lineage: Eukaryota; Metazoa; Chordata; Mammalia; Scandentia; Tupaiidae
Gene: CHD1L
Product: chromodomain helicase DNA binding protein 1 like
Exons: 23
Biological process (GO): chromatin remodeling; DNA repair
Cellular component (GO): nucleus
Molecular function (GO): ATP binding; DNA helicase activity
Source: RefSeq, a predicted model, not a curated record